AUACAGUGAAGACUUGUCAAACAACUUAAAACAGCAAGUGUCACAUAAAGCUUGUGCUUUCGAUUUUUACUUGAUUGCGUGUGAUGAGAGCGCAGAUGCCACGGACACUGCAUAGUUGUUCAUUUUUUUGCGGGGAGUGGAUGAUACUUUUUGCAUUACGGAGGAACUGCUUGAUCUUCGGAGUCUAAAGAGGACAACAACUGGGAAGGACAUUUUUGAAGCUGUCUCAGAUGCAAUUGACCAGGCUGGACUUCAAUGGGACAAGCUGUGUGGAAUUACAACGGAUGGGGCUCCAGCAAUGACAGGCGAGCGCAAAGGAAUGGCAUCUUUAGUAUGCGCCAAGGUGCGGGAGAGCGGAGGUGAGGCUGUCAAAAUGCACUGCAUCAUCCACCAAGAAGCCCUCUGUGCCAAGACAGUACAGCUUGGCGACGUGAUGAACACAGUUGUGAAAACUGUCAACAUAAUUCGGGCACGAGGGCUUUACCACAGAGAAUUUCAAGCAUUACUCUCUGAUGUCGAUGCUGAAUACGGGGACCUACUCUACCAGUCUGAAGUAUAUUGGCUCAGUCGCGGCUCCGUGCUGCAGCGGUUUUAUUCCCUGAGAUCAAAUAUCGGCAAGUUUUUGAAAGAAAAGGGCAGACCUCUGCAUGAGCUCAGUGACCCUUUAUGGUUGGCAGACCUGGCUUUUUUAGUUUAUCUCACUGAUCAUCUCAACACCCUGAACAAGAGACUACAAGGCAAAGAGCAGCUGGUACCACAGCUGUAUGCACACAUGAAAGCAUUCCGUGCGAAGCUCCGUCUCUCCGAGUCACAACUGCGUAACUUUAAUGUAGCGCACUUCCCAACACUGACUGAAAUCAAAUGCGCAUUUCCAAAUGCUAAGCUCUCUGCUAAAAUGGGAGAAUAUGUGUCUGUGAUCACAUCUCUCAUUACAGAAGUCACUCAGCGCUUUCAAGAUUUUUCUGUCAUUGAGAAGGAAAUCACACUGUUUGCGGCUCCGUUUUCAGUGGAUGCAGAAGAAGUGGAGGAGAGUCUGCAAUUAGAACUGAUCGAAAUGCAGUGUGAUGAUUCUCUGAAGAAUCAACAUCAGCUUCUCUCCCUACCUGACUUCUACCGGAGCUUGGAAAAGGCCAAGUUUCCUCUGGUAAGACGCCACGCAAAACAAAUGAUGAGUCUGUUCGGCUCAACAUACAUCUGUGAGCAGACAUUCUCGCUGUUAACGCUGAACAAAAGCAGAUUGAGAACCAGAAUGACCAACCGCCUUCUCCGUGACGUCCUUCACAUCUCAACCACCAAACUUACUCCUGACGUGCCAGCUCUCCUUCAGACCAAAGCGCAGCAUCACUGCUCCCACUGAGCGCAACAUUCCUCCCAUUACAGGACAAUGAAGGGGGAUCAGCACCCUAAGAAACAAUCUGAGGCUGUCACUGAGAGAAUGACCUGCCAACCUUUUUAUAAAAAAUAAAAUGAAAAUCUACUAAUGGA
This is a messenger RNA of Thunnus maccoyii (southern bluefin tuna), 1485 nucleotides long. Its product is annotated as general transcription factor II-I repeat domain-containing protein 2-like. The transcript is spliced from 2 exons. The record is from RefSeq and is a predicted model, not a curated record. NCBI's taxonomy places the organism in Eukaryota, Metazoa, Chordata, Actinopteri, Scombriformes, Scombridae. Bases 299 to 1357 code for a protein of 352 amino acids.